This is a messenger RNA of Linum tenue, 2919 nucleotides long. The record is from the annotation of a GenBank genome assembly. NCBI's taxonomy places the organism in Eukaryota, Viridiplantae, Streptophyta, Magnoliopsida, Malpighiales, Linaceae.
GCCUCCCCUCAAAAAGCGCGUUUCCACGUUGCUUCCUUCCUUCCUUGUCCAUCUUCCCACCUUCUCCCCCGUCUCAUCUCCAUCACUCCCCUACCUUUAUCUUUUUCUUCUUUUCUUUUCCCUUCCCUUCACCUGUCUCUCGCUCCUCCUCUCCUCUUUUCAUGGUUUCUAUUAUUGUUAGCAUACUACAAUCACUAAAAUCAGCUUCAGCUACUCCCCAGCCCCACUAAAGCGCCAAAAAAAAAAGCAAAAAUGGCUGAGAACGGCGAAGAGAAGCUCAUCGCCAUGGCUCGCCACAUUGCCAAGACCCUUGGCCACAACGAGUCCACUGCGGAUGAUAUCCUCCAGAUCUUCUCCAAUUUCGAUGGCCGCUUUUCCCGCGAGAAUCUCUCCGACCACAUCGCCGCCGCUGUUCCAGGCACCGAUUCCAGGGCUCUCGACCACGCUAUCAAAUCCCUCGACCGCCAGAUCUCUCAGUACGUCGUCGCUGACCAGCCCAUCUGGUCCGACUCCGCCGACUCCGCCGCCUUCCUCGACACAAUCGACGAGCUCACCGCCACGAUUCGUGAUUGGACCCCGAUGGCCGCCGCUGACAAGGCCGUCGGCGCCUCCCUCGCACGCGCCGAGGACUUGAUUCAGCAGGCCGUCUUCCGCCUCGAGGACGAGUUCCGGAUGCUGAUGGAGCGCGGCGGGGAGUCCUUCGAGCUCAACCGACGUCGCCGCCGCGACGGCGAAUCCCCCGCUGGUAAUCAUUGGUUUGACUCCGACGAGGAGGAGGAUGAGGAUGAAGACGAGGAAGAGGAAGAAGUGGUUGUUCCUUCGGCUAACGGUGAGUACCACGACUAUAUACCAGUCGCGCAGCCGCUCACGGACUACGACGUUGUGAUCGAUGCGCUUCCCUCCGGAACGAUCAACGAUCUCCACGAGAUUGCUAAGCGGAUGGUGGCGGCCGGGUUCGGGAAGGAGUGCUCCCACGUUUACAGUAGCUGCCGUAGGGACUUCCUCGAAGAGAGCGUUUCUAGGUUAGGGUUACAGCAGAAGCUGAGCAGCGAGGAGGUCCAGAAGAUGCCGUGGCAAGAUCUGGAGGACGAGAUCGAGAAGUGGAUCAAAGCGGCGAAUGUCCUGCUUCGGAUCCUCUUCCCCAGCGAGCGCCGCCUCUGCGACCGCGUCUUCUUCGGCUUAUCCUCCGCCGCUGAUUUGUCCUUUAUGGAGGUAUGUCGUGGAUCGACGAUCCAGAUCUUGAACUUCGCCGACGCGGUGGCGAUCGGUAGCAGGUCGCCCGAGCGGCUGUUCAAGAUUCUGGAUUUGUUCGAGACGCUGAGGGAUUUGAUCCCCGAGUUUGAAUGCAAUUUCUCUGAUCAGUACUGCUUGGUUCUUAGAAACGAGGCAGUCGCCAUUUGGAAUAGGCUGAGGGAAGCUAUCAGGGGGAUGUUUAUGGAGUUAGAGAAUCUAAUCCGUCGAGACCCUGCUAAGGAUCCAGUCCCUGGUGGCGGGCUUCAUCCCAUCACGAGGUAUGUGAUGAACUAUCUGCUUGCUGCCUGUCGAUCCAGAGAGACACUGGAGCAGGUGUUUGAGGACAGUGUUAAUGGUGGGCUGGGAGCCAAGGAUUCCUCAGCAUCUCCAUUGUCAGUUCAGAUGGCGUGGAUUAUGGAGCUUCUAGAGAGCAAUCUAGAGCAGAAGGCCAAGAUCUAUGGCGACCCUGCAUUGUGCGCUGUGUUUAUGAUGAACAAUGAGAAGUACAUUGUGAAGAAGGUGAAGGACAUCGACCCGAAGAACAGCCAAUUGAGUGCCCUCUUAGGUGACGAUUGGAUUAGGAAACACACUGCUAAAGUCAAACAGUAUCAUUUGAACUACCAGAGAAGCUCCUGGAAUAAGAUUCUGGGAGUUUUGAAGGCCGAUAAUAGUAGCCCAGCGGCAACUGCAAAUGCUGGAGGAAAGCCUAUGUCUGCGAAGGAGAAGAUUAAGCUAUUCAACUCCCAGUUUGAGGAGGUUUAUAAAACUCAAUCUCAGUGGGUGGUCUUUGACGAACAACUGAGAAAGGAUAUAAGGACCUCGUUAACUAACCUUCUAUUGCCAGCUUAUGGGAAUUUUAUUGGGAGAUUCCAGAAUUCCCCUGAAGCGGGGAGAAAUGUGGACAAGUACAUCAAGUACAGCUUGGAAGAUGUCGAGUCUCGGAUUAAUCGGCUGUUCCAGGGAGGUAGUGGAUCUGCAGGAGGUGGGAGGAAGUGAGAACUCUCACAAAUGGUUAUGGCAAGUUAGUUAUUCCCCACAGCAAGUGUAAAGGAGAAUUGAUGCAGGAGGAGCACCACCAGUUGUUGGUAGCAGUGCACUACGUGGUGACUGGUGCGGUGAGUGAUGCAACGCUCUCGAUAGUCGAUAGUAGCUUCCUCGUCGCUUAAAGCGCACACAUGAUGCUGCCUCAUGAGUCCGUGAACAGGCAAGUUGGUCCAGAUGCUGUACAUGUGUGAAUAGAAAGGUGUCUGGAGGAUGAUCGAGGGUUUUGAGCCCAAGAGAAAGCUUCUUCUGUUGCACUUAUUAGUUCCUCCAAUUUUUGUACUCUGCUAGUCAAAUGUGGUCUGUUGAUUCAUGGAAGGAGAGCUAUUGCUUGGAAAAGUGAUGCAAUGACACAGGACAGGAUCUUGUUACCUCAUGGUGAUCUGGUUGCAUGGGCAGAGUUUUGCACGUUCAGUUCCCUGUUUUGUUCGAAUGAAGAAAGACGAUUAGUUGCAGUUUAAGGCUGUUGUGGGCAGUAACAUACUAAUAUGAAUAUCUUGCAUAUGUUCAAGAUAUAGCUUUAACAAACAGUUGGUAUCAAAUUCAAUUUAUUUGAAAAUGUGUAAAAUUCAUUAUCAAAUAAAUUCUUGUGUUUGGUAUGUCAAUCUUCAAAUAUUUAGAAAUGAAAUGAAUUAAAUUCUCAAA